CUCGGCCGCCGUCGAGAGCUCGAUGGCCUGGGCUGUUAGCGUUCUCACCUUGGUCCUGUCGGAUCACUCACGUUUUCCAGCAGAGGGGCCACCGGUCUCUUCGACGAUUCUCUCUGGCCGUCCCUCCUGAUACCCUGCCAUGUGAGGUGCCUGUCCAUAGGGCAGAGCUGGAUUCACUGACCCGCUAGUUAUCCAGACCACUCACUUCAUUAAAACUUUUGACACCUCUCUCUCUGUCUUGUCGCCUUCUACAAAUCGAUUUCCGCCCUCAUAUUGCUUGCUUUUCGACGGGAACUGGAGAGGCGUACAACGGUGACUCCUGUCUUCUUUUCUGCAACCACGACGCAAUCUCGUUGUUCCCAUUCACGGCCUGGCCACCUCCUCAUUUGCCUGUACCACCAACCCAUCCGUCUUGGGGCCGCAUGUGUCUGUGAGGUGGAGGGUUGACAUCCACAUACAACUACCGAGUUGUCUUAGUCGACUGUCAUCCCUCCUUCUGUCUGUUCUUUCUUAACUUGUUGCUUCUCCUGCCUGCCUCUCGAGACGGAAUAGACGACGAAGCCAUCGGUGGAGCCGUGCUAGUCACCUGUUUCGUCGAAUCUGAGCCGCAGCAGCUCUUCUGAACCGCCCCUACUACAGCUACAUUGCAGCAUGAUCGCAGAUAUGCACAGCCCAUCCUGAUUCCUUUCUCUACCGUCCGUCAUUCUUCUUUUUCUUUCCACUCAUCAAAGCUUUAGCGUGCUAGUCGCGCUGCCCGCAGGCCCAUCCAACGCAUCUUCCCCAUAAAUCGACCCUUCCUUCACUCACCACAACCGCUGUUUUGGUACCCCUGCCGCUCGACCAGCAAGCGCAGACCCGCCGCGACGCAGCAAAUCCAAGCCUGGCCCUGUCGAUAUUUUGCCGGUGUGAGGCACAGACACGAACAGCCAGGGUCAGCCUGGAGCCCCUGGUCCCUGAACCAUUCGUCGCUCAACCAGUAUUGAGGAGGUAGCAGUGACCAGACACAGCUCCUCUUAAACUGCCCUCCCCACCCGCCGCUCUCGAGCUCCCUCACUCCCAGCCUGCUGCUGCUCGUCUGGAUGCCUUGGUGAUCCGCAGGCCGUUAUCGACGAGACCUUCCAGCACAGCUUCGAUUCUUCGCCUCGGCCUCCGCCAGGAUCAAGGCCACCAAGUCGACCAGUGUGGUCCAACAGUCGGCCGGAUUGACCUACAAGCGCGCUGCGCGAGGCCCUCGAGGCAUUCUUCAAAGUGGAAGCCGCCGAAUACGGGCCUGCUGGACGGCUGAAUUUGAACACGCCUUGUCUCGUAGUCGAGACGUCGUCUGCCGACAUCAACGAGAGAUCCUGGACUGAUCAUGGCACUCGAGGCCCCCCUCCGGUCAUCUAUUGGAAGUCAAAUAUCUCGCUAUUCCCAUCAUAACGACAUGUCUGUCUCGUCUCCUGACAACGGGUCGUUUCAGUCUCCUUUCGCCAACAUGUCGUCGAACGCUUCAGACCACUCCAACCACAAUUCCCUCCGUCCGUCAUCUAUCCAAAGGGUUCCUUCAACGAAUCUAAACCUCAUGAGCCCGAGUGAUAUCGUCGGCCCUUCUCCCGUGACGUCAACGGGUACCGAAACCACAGAGAUUGAGGAUGAGGAAUCGGAUGAAGUUCAACAGGCUCGUACUAGGCAUAUGAACCCGUCGCCACAUCCCCAGCUCAUGAUGCUUUCCACCAACAUUCCCGAUCAUGUGCGGCAGAGUAGUAGCGAGGAGGCUGUCUCAGUCAUACACGCGCCAGAAAGCUUCCAUAGCUGGGCUUCGACUGAGCCGACAGUGAAGCCGGAUCAAGUGAGUGAAAAGUCAUCGCCCAAAGCCGACACAAUAAGCCUCCCUUCUAUAACGGAACAUGCGAUGAAGUCCAGAUCACCUGGGCUUCCUACCCCCCCUCCCCUCUCGACCGACAUCAGGCCUGUUAGAUAUAGCUUAGACAGUGCUACACCCCGCGCUCAAGACCUGCAGGAUAUGCUGAAUGAGACUUCUCGUCUCAGAUCUAGCAGUACAAGUAGCCUUGAAAAAAUCGAUGAAGGUAAAGAGGUAGAGACUGACGCCGAAAACGACGACGAGGAGCCUUUCGCCACACCUGCCCUGCCCCGAGAAGAUCCGGAAAUCAGGGCAUUGAGGAGCGCCCUACAGGAAUGCUGGACUCUUUGCAACACCCUGGCCAAUUUGAGCUCGAUCCAUAGAACACGAAUGUUCAAUAGCUCGGGGACUCCUGACGCACAUGAGAAGGCAUGGAUGGCAUGCUGGAAAUUGUGCCAACGUCUAUACGACAACCGCGACGAAGACGUUUACGAUCACCACGUGCGAGAGAAUCUUGACCUGUGCCGUGACUUCUGCCAGUCGCUUUUCGAUGUUCGGCAAAAGAAGGACGAGGUCGCUGACUCUGUUUUGCGAGUUAGUUUUGAACUCAACAAUCAUCUCUAUAGCGCCCAGGAUAUUCAAAACCUACCCGAACCUUUCCGUGAGAGGACCUUGGACUUCUACAUCACCCUUUGCCACCGGCUCAUGAAGCAGCGAAGCGAGUUGGCCGACGAAACCGACUCCCUAUUGAAGGCGUGUUGGUCACUGGCAGAGAUGCUGUUCAGUCUGAGGCAGAACAAGCGCGACGGCCGAGCGCCCGAUGAGGAGCUCCUGUGCUCAGCUGUCCAGGCCUGUUGGGAGCUUUGUGACUUGUUCAGAGAUGGUUGGACCCAAGUCCGACCAGACCGGAAUACCCCACGACCGAGCCAGACCAGCUUUUUCGGUCACCAACAGCAGUACGAUCAGCCUUCUCGCGGCGAUAGCAGAGCUUCGAACCGGUCUUCCUACUCAAAGAGAGAAAGCCACAAGGGCCUACCUGAGGAACGACCCCGAAAGCCCCCUCCAGUCCCUGAAACUCCCGUGACGGAGUUCGAAGACACACCCAUCUCGCCCGAGAGCUCCUCCCCUCGGGUCCCAAACAUUCUAGUUCUCGGAACUACAUCAGACAGUGGACGCGGAGGUCGGUGGUCAAGCAGCGCUUCCCAGCUGUCCAGCUACUCGCAAAGCAGCAACAAGACCUCUAGCACAGCGACGACCGCCACGGCGGGUGAGGAUAGCAACAGCAGCCGCAUCAAAGCCCUCAUCAUCAAAGCGGCCAUGAACGUCGGCUUCACCCGGGACCCGGCCCUCGAUAGCAAAGCCGAGAAAGCAGCACUGCAGGCCUUUGUCAAGCAUAUGCCUACGGGGUCAUUCGGGUCUCUACCUGCGCACUCGACGCUUCUGCAGCACUACAAGAACCUGGUCCAGGCCGACUCGUCAUUCCGCGGAUCUUCGCUGCUCCCGGGUCGUGGGAAGCGCAUAUCUGCGCACGAUAUGGCCAAAAGCGUCCACUACAUGGGCCAAAGGGCUAGCCAGUAUGGCUUCUUGCGUGACCUCUAUAAGCUGGUGUUUGGCUUCCCGCCGGAGGAAGGCGAGUCGAGGAAGUCGACCACGAUUGCCAUCUGAUCAUCCUCCUCUCUCCCCAUCUCUUCGCAUUCUCUUUUCCUGUUUCUGACAACUCUCAGUCGUUUAUCCAACAAAGAUGGCACCAUCACCAUCAUCAUUCACACUCACAAAGAAGAGACAAAGCGUGGGCUCAUUCGGACGGAAUAUGGCUUGGAGAGGAUUUCUACUUGACUUGAAACUUGCAUACGCAGCACGCAUGAGCAGCAACGGAGGCGAUGCCCGUUUCUUCGUUUCGAAUGCACUAGAUACCCAUCGUGGAAGACCUUUUGGCGCCGGGAGCUUGGACAUUGGGGGGCUAUAAAAUCGCAUAUCAACAUUGUUUUUACUCUAGGUAGAGAGGAGGCAGGCUCGAAAGCGUCGUUCAUUCUUACCAAUUGUCAACAUAAAUACUAUGGUCACGUCUGAGAAAGGAAUUCAACUGGUAUAGCCC
This is a messenger RNA of Colletotrichum destructivum, 3935 nucleotides long. RefSeq lists its product as uncharacterized. The record is from RefSeq and is a predicted model, not a curated record. Bases 1355 to 3505 code for a protein of 716 amino acids. The transcript is spliced from 7 exons. NCBI's taxonomy places the organism in Eukaryota, Fungi, Ascomycota, Sordariomycetes, Glomerellales, Glomerellaceae.